AUGUUACUACGACUCCGAGGGCCUGAUGGCAUGCUCCGGGUCAACAUCGAGAAGGAUGAUACCUUUGCAGAGCUGGGUCGCCAGCUCGUGACCAUGCUGCCGCCGACUGUCGAUCCCAAUACCAUCGCCAUGUCCCCAGACCCGCAUGCCAAAGACUCGAAGAGAUUGAUGGAAAUAGCCAACUUUCAACUGAGACAAAUUGGUUUGAACCACGGCGAUCUGAUCUUCAUCAACUACAAGCACAAGGAUAGCGACACUAAUGGACACGCGGAUGGUGCCCCCGAAUCCUCCCAUACUCUGGCCUCGACCAACCGCUUGAAUGGGAAGCCAAUCUUACCUACAGAGGACCUGCCCAUCAGCCAACCACCCGUCACAUCUCCGUCACAAACCAUCAAGAAUCCCUGGGAGGUCGUGCGGCAGUCGGCUCUGGAUGAUCGCUUAGACAGGCGGGAUGGGAAGAUCCCUCGGGGGCGGGAUCACCGGAUGUGCAAGCACGGCCUCAAGGGCAUGUGCGAUUACUGCAUGCCGCUCGACCCCUUCAACCCUCAGUACCUCGCCGACAAGAAGAUCAAGUACCUCUCCUUCCACUCCUACCUCCGAAAGAUCAACUCUGCGACCAACAAGCCGGAGCUUGGAAGCUCGUUUAUCCCGCCCUUGAACGAGCCAUACUUCCGAGUCAAGCGGGACUGCCCUUCGGGUCAUCCUCAAUGGCCAGAGGGCAUCUGCUCAAAGUGCCAGCCCAGCGCCAUCACCUUGCAGCCCCAGCCCUUUCGCAUGGUCGAUCAUGUCGAGUUUGCCUCCUUCGACAUCGUCAACUCCUUCAUCGAUACCUGGCGCAAGACGGGCGCUCAGCGGAUAGGCUACCUGUAUGGGCGAUACAUGGAAUACAGCGAGGUACCCCUCGGCGUGAAGGCCAUCGUCGAGGCUAUAUACGAGAUACCACAGGUGGACGAGAUGGACGGGGUCUCGUUGAACCCAUUCGAGAACGAAUCAGCCGUGAAUGACGUCGCCAGGCUGUGUGGGCUCGAGCGUGUUGGCGUUAUUUACAGCGACUUGCUUGAUGCCGGCAAGGGGGACGGAAGUGUCAUCUGCAAGAGGCAUGCCGACUCAUACUACCUGUCCUCUCUCGAGGUCACAUUCGCCGCGCGGUUACAAGCCCAGCAUCCGAAGCCUACCAAGUGGAGUGAUACUGGUAGAUUUGGUUCCAAUUUCGUGACGUGCAUCAUCUCGGGCGAUGAGACAGGUCAGAUUGCGGUAUCGUCAUAUCAAGUCUCGAAUGAGGCCGUCGAAAUGGUGCGGGCGGACCUUGUCGAGCCAUCGGCCGAUCCCAGUGUCAUGCUGGUGCGAGAAGAGGAGGAAGACGACGGUUCAACCAGUCGCACCCGAUAUAUCCCCGACGUAUUCUACCGUAAGAUCAACGAGUAUGGGGCAAACGUGCAAGAGAACGCAAAGCCAUCCUUCCCCGUCGAGUACCUGUUCGUCACCUUGACGCAUGGUUUCCCUGCAGAGCCGAAACCCAUGUUCAAUACUCCCAAAUUCCCCAUCGAAAAUCGCGAAGCCAUCGGAGAGAGCCAACAGCUCAGCAAUGUUGCCAAAGCUCUUGAUACCGGUGGUGGUAACAAGCUUGGGUCCCUUUCGGAUUUCCAUCUCCUCAACUUCAUUCAUGGAAUGGACAUACUAUCCAAGGAGGAGGAGGCACUCCUGUGUCGGGCUGCCACAAAACACGAUCUUGCCGACGCAUACCAACUCUUCUCUAUGCCCGGCUGGCAAACCCUAGAAGCGAUUCUUCAAUCGACUGGUGAGAGACUCCCCAAGAAGCGGCCCCGUGCUCCCAGUGGCGGCGAUGAGAACAACGUGUCUGGCGCUCAAGCGAACGGUGGAGCGUCUUCUUUUUCUGCUGCCAUUGCCCCAUUCAGAUCCGGUGAACCGCUUGCUAAGCGUCUUGCUGCCGUUAGGCUGAACGGACGAAAUGAGAGCCGACCGGUCUUCAAACGGCCGAGUUCGUGA
This is a messenger RNA of Anthostomella pinea, 2007 nucleotides long. Lineage: Eukaryota; Fungi; Ascomycota; Sordariomycetes; Xylariales; Xylariaceae. The record is from the annotation of a GenBank genome assembly.